Messenger RNA from Microdochium trichocladiopsis, 643 nucleotides. RefSeq lists its product as uncharacterized. Bases 91 to 339 code for a protein of 82 amino acids. NCBI's taxonomy places the organism in Eukaryota, Fungi, Ascomycota, Sordariomycetes, Xylariales, Microdochiaceae. The transcript is spliced from 3 exons. The record is from RefSeq and is a predicted model, not a curated record.
CGAAUCUUGACUGUCUCGAAUGGGUGCGUAGCAGUAACGGCGCCGCACGCGGCAAUGCCGCCGGCGAUGAAGGCUCCAGUCGUGGUCGCCAUGCUGCUGCCCCCUGCCCUUCUUUUUUUCUCCUUCAAGUGUCGUUCUGCGCUAUGCUAUGGUCCCAGCAGUCGCACGCUCAGGUUCUUUUCGCCGGCCAGUCGUCUUGCGAGGAAAGUGAGGAUGCUGCACAAGCUCGGCCCUCUGCGUCUCAGUCUUUGUGCGAGUGCGUGGCCGAGUGCAAGUCUGAAGUGCGCAGUGACAGGAUAUGUCGGCAGCAGCAGCCAGAGGCUUUGGCUUCAGCUGUAGUGCGCGCGAAGGAAUAGUAGCCUACUCUGUAGCAGGAGUCUAAUUGGGCAGGCUUGCUGACGCUGACGUCUCGUCGGUUCCUCGUCGAGUGUGGUCACGGCGAGCGCGGGUGGUGGUGGUGGCAGGUUCGUAUACGGCGGCGGAAGGCUGUCCCGAUGCUGUUUGCAAGAGAACAGGCACACGAGGAGGGGUCCCUUGCAAUGUAGACAAAAGGGACGUGGGAUUACUGAUGCUCAAACUGCGUCGACAACCCAAUGUGUCGGUUUAGAAAUUGGGAAGCAAGAAAGCGACCGAAGACGGACAC